This is a messenger RNA of Acanthopagrus latus (yellowfin seabream), 4335 nucleotides long. RefSeq lists its product as uncharacterized. The transcript is spliced from 2 exons. The record is from RefSeq and is a predicted model, not a curated record. Bases 34 to 3954 code for a protein of 1306 amino acids. Lineage: Eukaryota; Metazoa; Chordata; Actinopteri; Spariformes; Sparidae.
AACAUUCAACAAGGCUCUCGGGAUCCAGAAAAAAUGGAAGGAGCAGGAGGACAUUCCACAGACAGGACAACAGGGCUAGGAUCAACCUCCAGAGCCUCCAGCAGCAUCAGUGAGAGUACUCUCUCCUCUGGUUCAUCGACUACCUCAGAUGUUGCCAGCAAGCUUGUCUCGGUGACAGUGGGUAGAGCUGCUGACAAUCUUGAUGAGCUGAGGCAAUGUAUCUCCAGGUGGGAGGCUGAGGGACACUCUGACACUGAGGAUCAUUGGGCAUCUCACACCCAACAAAAGGUGAAGCAGCACUUGCAUACGUUUUUUAACCUGAGGCAAGUGUUUGCAGAGCACCAAGGGGAUGCAACAGAAGACAUACUUGAAGACCUUCAACAUUUGAACAAAUCAGUGAAGGCAAAUGACAAAUCGCCACAUAGGAUGCACAAAAAGAUCUGUAAGGGGUUUAAGUCGGUAUGUCAGUGUUUUUCCAUUAGUCAUCCAAAAACAAAGGUGACUGAUGAACAAGUCUUGGGUAUGGCUGCAGGAUCACAAAGCAGCAGCUCCACACUUGACUCUACAUUGCAUGGAUCGUCUCCUACUGCCUCACUUCAAGCAGCGGAGCCUUGCAUUGUGAUGUCUCCUAUCAUGGAGGAAGACCUUGUCACAGACAUGGAUUUGACACCGGCACCCUUAGGACAGGACGGACAUCUUGAACCUUCAGAGGUUCAUGUGGAUGAAGUCACUGGAUCAGCCGGCAGUGGUUCUUACUUGAAAAAAUCAUUGAAGGCAGAUAAGAAGUUGCGGCAAAGGAUGCACAAAAAGAUCUGUAGGGGGUUCAAGUUGGCAUGUCAGUGGUUUUCCAUUAGUCAACCAAAAGCAAAGGUGACUGAUAAACAAGGCUUGUAUGUGGUUGAAGGAUCACAAAGCAGCAGUUCGACACUUGACUCUACAUUGCAUGGAUCGUCUCCUAGUGGCUCACUUCGCUCAUUUCAAGCAGUGGAGUCUUGCGUUGUGAUGUCUGCUGUCGAGGAGGAAGACCUUGUCACAGACAUGGAUUUGACACCGGCACCCUUAGGACAGGACGGACACCUUGAACCUUCAGAGGUUCAUGUGGAUGAAGUCGUUGGAUCAGCCAGCAGCGGUUCUUAUUUGAAACAAUCAGUGAAGGCAGAUAAGAAAUCGUCGCGAAGGACGGACAAAAAGAUCUGUAAGGGGUUUAAAUCGGCAUGUCAGUGUUUUUCCAUUAGUCAUCCAAAAACAAAGGUGACUGAUGAACAAGGCUUGGAUGUGGUUGAAGGAUCACAAAGCAGCAGCUUGACAAGUGACUCUACAUUGCAUGCAUCGUCUCCUACUGCCUCACUUCAAGCAGUGGAGCCUUGCGUUGUGAUAUCUCCUAUCAUGGAGGAAGACCUUGUCACAGACAUGGAUUUGACACCGGCACCCUUAGGACAGGACGGACACCUUGAACCUUCAGAGGUUCAAGUGGAUGAAGUCGUUGGAUCAGCCAGCAGCGGUUCUUAUUUGAAACAAUCAGUGAAGGCAGAUAAGAAAUUGUCGCAAAGGAUGGACAAAAAGAUCUGUAAGGGGUUUAAGUCGGUAUGUCAGUGUUUUUCCAUUAGUCAUCUUGAACCUACAGAGAUUGAUGUGGGAGCUGAGCAAAAUGUGGAUGAAAAUGUUGACACUGCCAGCAGCGUCCCGACAUCUCACUCUGCAUCUACUCGACGACUGUCUACUACUGUUUCAAUCAGUGCCAGUGAGGACACCAUGACUGCUGAGAAAGCAGUCACAGACAUUGAUGCAACCCUUGGACCCUCCAUGGUGCUGUCAGGAGCAGGACAUUUGGAUGAAGUCGAUUGGUCAGCCAGCAGUUCUUCUUUGAAAAACUCACUGAGGGCAAAUAAGAAGUCUUUUGGAAGGAUUGGCAAAAAGAUCAUUAAGGGAUUUAAGUGUGCAUGGCAGUGUUUUUCCAUUAGUCAUCCAAAAACAAAGGUGACUGAUGAACAAGGCUUGGAUGUAGCUGAAGGAUCAGAAAGCUACUCAACAUGUGACCCUACAUUUCAUGAAUUGUCUCCUACUGCCUCACUUCAAGCAGCAGAGCAUUGUGAUGUGACAUGUCCUGUCACGCAGCAAGAACUUGUUUUGGACAUGGAUUCGACACCCGCACCCUUAGGACAGGACGGACAUCUUGAACCCUCAGAGGUUCAUGUGGAUGAAGUCGUUGGAUCAGCCAGCAGCGGUUCUUAUUUGAAAAAAUCAUUGAAUGCAAAUGAGAAAUCGCCACGAAGGAUGGACAACAAGAUCUGUAAGGGGUUUAAGUCGGCAUGUCAGUGUUUUUCCAUGAGACAUCUUGAACCAGAGGUUCAUGUGGGAGCUGAGCAAAAUGUGGAGGAAAAUGUCGAGACUGCCACCAAUAACCUGACAUCUGGCCUUGCACCUCCUAGAGAGCUGUGCAACACUUUCUCAAACAGGUCCAGUGAGGAUACCUGGACUGCUGAGAAGGCAGAACAAGUCACAGGCAUGACUAAAGGCACUACAGCUAUCAUGGCGUCGCCGGCACCAGGACAUGUAUAUGAGGUCUUUGGGUCAUCCAGCACUGAUGCUAAUUUGCCAAAACCAGGAUCUCCAUCCCCCCCAGUUAAAGACAGAAACCAGAUCAUGUGCGUGGACUCCACCUCAAGACAUUCAGGACCGGACAGACAUCUCGAAGAUUCCCAAGAUGACAAGAGCGCUGUCGACGUCAUUGUCACAGGAUUCAUUGACAGCCUUACUAAAGAGCAGCGGAAGGAAAUGAGCAGAGGUGUUUAUAGCGUGGACGUGCAGAAGAAGAUGUCUGACAGCUUUGCAAAGGGGACGAAAGUUCUCAUAAAAGAGCUUGAUGCUGAGCUUUCAGCAUCCCUCCAAAGAUCUGCUUCCCAAAACAGUAGUGUGCACACAAGGAGUUCGACCUCUUCCCAAUUAUGUGGGAAUGAGGCACUUGCCUGGGAGUUACUUUCAAGAUUUACCAAGGAGUUGGAUGUUACUGACGAACGUAUGAGGCAGAUUUUGAACCACUCCGGUGGGAAGGCUCCGUGUGAUGUAGCUGCUGCAAAAACACCUGUUAGCAUGUCAUCCAGAAUCAUCAAGGACACUCAGAGCACUGAGGCGGUCAAGUUAAUUCUGUCAGAGCCCAGUGAUCAGAAACAAAGAACACCAGAGACAGAGACCACCAGAGUCCCAAAGAAAAAGUCAUCGUGGUGGUGCGUCUGUAUGAAGAAAAUAGUCGACCCCCUACCCUCUGGAAGACAGGGCAAUGGUUCAGGUUGCGUAGAACUCCCGCCCGUGAGGGAAGCCUGGACCGAGGUCAAGAAGAAUGAUGAGGCUCAGGAUAAGCCUGCACAGACCAAACAGGCUUCGCUGCUAAAGAAAUUACAGUCCUGUUUUUCCACCAGCAGAUUUUCACCAGUUUCUCUGAAGGACUUGGGCGAUGGUUCAGGUUGCGUAGAACUCCCGCCCGUGAGGGAAGCCUGGACCGAGGUCAAGAUGAAUGAUGAGGCUCAGGAUAAGCCUGCACAGACCAAACAGGCUUCGCUGCUAAAGAAAUUCCUGUCCUGUUUUUCCACCAGCAGAUUUUCACCAGUUUCUCUGAAGGACUUGGGCGAUGGUUCAGGUUGCGUAGAACUCCCGCCCGUGAGGGAAGCCUGGACCGAGGUCAAGAUGAAUGAUGAGGCUCAGGAUAAGCCUGCACAGACCAAACAGGCUUCGCUGCUAAAGAAAUUCCUGUCCUGUUUUUCCACCAGCAGAUUUUCACCAGUUUCUCUGAAGGACUUGGGCGAUGGUUCAGGUUGCGUAGAACUCCCGCCCGUGAGGGAAGCCUGGACCGAGGUCAAGAAGAAUGAUGAGGCUCAGGAUACGCCUGCACGGACCAAACAAGCUUCGCUGCUGAGGAGAAUCCAGUGCUGCUCUUCUAGCGAGUGCUGCUGUUGCUAAUGUUAGCACCGUUACCACGCAGCAAGUAGGUCGCGGAUUCGAUUCCCGGCUUGUGCCUACUACCCCGUCCUCCCUCCUCCACUUUUCCCACCUCUCUCUCUCUCUCUCUCUCUCUCUCUCUCUAACCCUAACCCUAACCCUGAUGCUCAUGGGGAUCUUCAAAAAGUGCCAUGAGAUAUAACAUCUGUGAUUACACGUAAUCUCAACAAAACUUGGCAUAGGGCGUCACGGUGGAACAGUGGUUAGCACUGCUACCUCACAGCAAAGUGAGUUAGACUCCCCGUGUCUGCGUGGGUUCUCUCCAGGUGCUCUGGCUUCCUCCCACAUAUAACUUAAUUUAAUGUUAGACAUAAGAAUACAAAUAAAUUGGCUGAAAUUUAA